Lodderomyces theae is the source of this 1671-nucleotide messenger RNA. RefSeq names its product Ca(2+)-binding ATP:ADP antiporter. The transcript has a single exon. The record is from RefSeq and is a predicted model, not a curated record. NCBI's taxonomy places the organism in Eukaryota, Fungi, Ascomycota, Pichiomycetes, Serinales, Debaryomycetaceae. Gene Ontology annotation, biological process: transmembrane transport. Gene Ontology annotation, molecular function: calcium ion binding; ATP transmembrane transporter activity. The coding region runs from base 1 to 1671 and encodes 556 amino acids.
AUGUCCAAGAAUAUAACCUCCGCGUCUUCGUACGUAUCGAACGACUCAUCAACAGAAGAGAACAAAUACGCCAAAGACAUUGUAAUACCAGCAAAGCCCAAUGACUACGAGACACUUUUUCGAAAGUUGGAUAUCGAAGAAAAUGGGAGAAUCACCUUUCGUGACUUUACCAAAGCAAUGAGAAAACUAAAACACCCAAUAAGUCAAGAUUCCGAACUUAUGAAAGAAGUAUUCAACUCAUUCGAUGAAGAUCAAGACAAGGUCAUUGAUUUCAAUGAUUUCAAAAAGUAUUUGUCUACAACUGAUGACCAAAUAUUGAAAGGUUUCAACAAAAUUGACGAAGAUAAUGAUGGGAAAUUGAAAAAAGCCGAUUUUGUCAAGUACUUGAAAGACCACUUGAACCUUGAUGCUAGCCAAGUGAAUGUUGACCUUCUUUUUAAAAGAAUAGAUUACAAAAACGAUGGCUAUAUAACUUACGACGAAUUCAGGGAGUUUUUAAUAUUGAUGCCCCGUUUACAUGGUUCAAGAAUACGAACAGCAUAUACAUUCGUUGUGGAGAAUUUUGGAGUCAGUUCAGAUGGUGAUGUUACUUUAAUCAACCAAUUUCUCAAUGGAUUUGGGUUUUUCGUGGCAGGGGGGUUGGCAGGAGUCGUGUCACGAACAUGCACUGCUCCAUUUGACAGAAUCAAGGUGUUUUUAAUUGCCAGAACUGACUUAACCUCAACCAUUCUUCGUUCAAAAGAAGAAAUUGCCCAUCAGAUUGCCUCAGGGGCUCAACAGCACGUUAUUGAUCAGUUGCGUGCUAAAUUGGCCCACGCUGAAUUGGAAAAGCAUAUACAGCUGACUAAAGCCACAACUUUAAGAGAAAAGACCAUUCGAUCACCAAUCGUGCAGGCAGCUCGAACGUUGUGGUUGCAAGGUGGGUUCAAGGCAUUUUACGUGGGAAACGGAUUGAAUGUAUUAAAAGUAUUUCCAGAAUCAGCAAUGAAGUUUGGUUCCUUUGAAGCAGCAAAGAGAUUUUUUGCUCGUAUUGAAGGUGUUGACGAUGUGACACAAAUCUCUAAAGUUUCAACAUAUUUGGCCGGUGGAUUUGGGGGUGUUGUAUCUCAAUUUGCCGUCUACCCAGUAGAUACACUUAAAUUCAGAUUACAGUGUUCAAAAUUGGAUAGCUCACUACAAGGUAAUGCGUUGUUGGUCCAAACUGCCAAAGAUUUGUAUCGUGAAGGGGGUAUGCGCGUAUUCUAUCGUGGAAUAAUCGCUGGUGUCAGUGGUAUAUUCCCGUAUGCUGCUCUAGAUUUGGGUACUUUUCAAACGAUAAAGACAUGGUUAAUAAAAAGAGAAGCAAGAAGAUCAGGGUUGAGUGAGGAUGAAGUGAAGUUGCCCAACUAUAUUGUGUUGUCUUUGGGUGCAUUUUCAGGAUCAUUUGGGGCAACUGUCGUUUACCCUAUCAACUCUUUGAGAACAAGAUUACAAGCACAAGGAACUUAUGCUCAUCCAUAUACUUAUACCGGAUUCUUUGAUGUUUUCAAAAAGACAGUUGCAAGGGAAGGAUAUCCUGGGUUGUACAAGGGAUUGGUACCCAACUUGGCAAAAGUAGCCCCUGCUGUCUCAAUCUCAUACUUUGUAUAUGAGAAUUUGAAAAAUUUGUUUGGACUACAAAAUCAGGUCUAA